AAUUUUUUUGUUAAAUAAAAUUAAAAAAUUGUGAAGUGACUGCUAACUUUAAUGUCGUAUAAAAAUUAGAGCGUAGAGUGUUGACAAUAAAUAACUAAACGUCAAGAUGGAUGAAUGUAUGUUGAAUGAUUUGUUGGAGUGCUCCGUCUGUCUGGAGAGGUUGGACACCUCGAGCAAAGUUCUGCCAUGUCAGCACACCUUUUGUAAAAAAUGUCUCGAGGAAAUAGUCAGCACUCAUCGAGAACUGAGAUGUCCGGAGUGUCGUGUUCUGGUGGAGGCAAAAGUAGACGAUUUACCGCCAAAUGUUCUGCUGAUGAGGAUACUGGAGGGAAUGAGAAACGCGACUCCAAAAAGUGGAAAACCGUAUUCUAGAAUUACUCCAGGACCGCAGAGACUUUUUGGCGGUCAUCAGGUGACACCGACGCCUGCUGCUGUCACUACGACCAUGGCACCAGUUGUACUCGCAGCUGAUCCCGCUAGACAUGCUAACGCCUCGGCUAAGCAGGUGCAUCUUCACAACCAACCCUACGGAAGGGCUAUUUAUGAUUACAUCUCCAAAGUCCCUGGGGAUUUGAGCUUUAAAAAGGGAGAUAUUGUGAUUUUAAGAAAGAAAAUUGAUAAUAAUUGGUACUUUGGCGAGUGUGGAAAUAAUCAUGGUGUCUUUCCGCUUUCUUAUGUCCAGGUGAUGACUCCUCUGCCUCCACAUGUUCCACAGUGUAAAGCCUUGUACGAUUUUAGAAUGACUAAUGACGAAGAGGAUGGAUGUCUUACAUUCAACAAAGGUGAAGUGAUAAGUGUUAUAAGAAGAGUGGACGAGAAUUGGGCAGAAGGAAAAUUACUUGACCGUAUUGGAAUAUUUCCAUUGGCAUUUGUCGAAUUGAACAGCGUGGCUCGUGCUCUGAUGAAAUUAUCGACCAACGUCCAACCCGGACCAUCAAGAGUAGCGCCUCCGACUCCAACAAACGAAGAGACAACACCAUUGAUCCCAACAGACCAUACCAGAAAUGUUCAGACGACCAGUAGUCAGCCUCAGCGACCACAAACAGCUCCAGCAGCAGUACUGCCCGUCUCAGACUCAAGUUCCACAGUUUCUUCGGGUGGCAGCUCGACAACCACCACUCCAAACACACCAAACAGUUCAACGACCUCUAGCAGCUCCAGCACGGCGCCAAGCAGUCCCAGCAGUCCAGCGACUUCCCCACCAGCAGUCGGAGGCAGACACAGCGCCAAGCGUCACAGUUUCACGGCAGUAAAUGCCGGUCAUCACCCACAUCCUCAUCACAGACACAGCGCCGAGAUUCUCAGCCCACCAGCUGCAGAAGCAAAUGUCAGCGGAAGCAGCAACAACGCUAGCAGUACCACUGAGCCCUUUUCAGCCUCGCAACCCACCUCAGGAACUCAAGAACACAAUUUACGUCAUCGCAGAAGCGGAAGUAGCGACCUUGUUCUCUCCCAGCCCUCUUCCAGCUUACCCGCUAAUUCAACGACAAAUCUGCCUGCUGCCUACGUCGCGCUCUACCCUUACAAGCCUCAGAAAGCUGACGAACUCGAGCUACGCAAGGGUGGGAUCUACAUGGUGACCGAACGCUGUCAGGAUGGUUGGUUUAAAGGAACGUCGAAUCGCACACAAAAAUGCGGAGUUUUUCCGGGGAAUUAUGUGACACCUGCUAAAUGCCAGCGAGGAAUUUGCCGGGUCACUUUGACCACCACGCACCAAACUGCGACGCUGACUACUGCCCAAGCUUCUAAUGAUUCACGAAUGACCAUUAGCUAUGCGAAGAACAAAGGCGCGACUGCACAGCCGUACAGUCCGCGGUCUCUUCCGCCUCCGGAGUUACCACCACGUGCUAUUAGUCCCUCACCGGCUGUUUCUGCGUCUUGGCAUGGCCAGGGACAAGCACAGGGACAAAGCCCUCCACGGCUUGCUGAGCAAGCUGCUGCUAAUCCACUUGGUCGAAGUCACAGCGCUGUUAUGACUCCAAAUAUCGCUUCACCAGGUAAAACAAUGCUGUCACCGCCUUCAAAUGUAAUUUCACCCGGGACUACCAGCUCUGACAUGAACCGAAGCCCAAGCAAUACUCUUCGGGUAACUGGUGGAGUAACACCUCCUCCAAAUGUCUCAGUUGCCGCGGCUGUUGCUGCAGCUACUAGUGCUACCGCUUCCAAGUCUAGCGAAAAAGUAAAGCCAAAAGAGAAAAAAGAGAAAGGCGUGUCAUUAAUGCGUCGUUUAACAAACAUUAAAAAAUCAAAAUCACCUCCGCCGGCAACGUACUCAAUGGACAAUCCUGUCUUUGAAGACGGGAAUUUCGUGGCUUCCUCAGACGCCGUACACGUACGAUCGGGAUCAUGCCCGAGCCAAUUGUUAGAAAUCGGAACGAAUCAAGAAAGAACGAGUCCAAGCAAUCAGCAGCGAAUGUAUCCAGGAACUGUUCAAGGUACAUUAACAACAUCACAAAGGGCUAAACCCAAGGAAAGGCCCUCACUGCCCAUUACCUUUCUACCGAGAUCCGGAGAAGCCGGGGUUAUUGCAGCGGGAAAUCACCAUCGCAAAAGCAACUCCCUGGACGCUGGAAUGGGAAAGCAAAGCAAACAGCAACCGACGAUGCGUGAACGCGAACGAGUAAACAGAUUCCGUUGCAUCGUACCCUAUCCACCGAACAGCGAAUUCGAGCUAGAACUCAGGAUCGGUGAUAUUAUUUACGUACACAAGAAACGUGAUGAUGGUUGGUACAAAGGUACUCAGCAGCGUACUGGCCGCACUGGACUAUUUCCAGCGAGCUUCGUCGAAGCUUUCUGAGAUACAACGCAAGGUCGUCUUGUCUUAGAGACUUGCAUUUGAAUCAAGCCGUUCUAAGAAGAGACAACCUAAAAAAUACAUGUCGUUCAUUUUUUUUAUUUAAUUUUAUUUUUGUUUUUUUUUUUUUAAUGAUUUUUUUUUUAUCACUAGUUCCCUUUUAUUGCUAGUGAAUAAUUAUUAGGAAGAAUAAAUGAUAGCAUCACAAUUGACUGAGAUACUGCCAUGGCAAAAAUAAAGUAUAAAGUUUAACUAGUAAGCGAAACGAGAAACUAGAUAUUAUUGACUCGUGUAUGCUGAACUCGCGUGCAAUGUAUUAUAACUGCCAUCGGUGUAGUGAAAGUUUUUUUCCGGUUGUUUUUUAUAGAAAAAAAAAGAAAUUUCAUUAUUAGCUGUAACGCUAAUAAUAAUAAU
Cotesia glomerata is the source of this 3208-nucleotide messenger RNA. RefSeq names its product E3 ubiquitin-protein ligase SH3RF3 (gene POSH). Gene Ontology annotation, molecular function: ubiquitin protein ligase activity; metal ion binding; protein binding. The transcript has 9 exons. NCBI's taxonomy places the organism in Eukaryota, Metazoa, Arthropoda, Insecta, Hymenoptera, Braconidae. Gene Ontology annotation, biological process: protein ubiquitination; positive regulation of JNK cascade; positive regulation of proteasomal ubiquitin-dependent protein catabolic process. Bases 107 to 2797 code for a protein of 896 amino acids. The record is from RefSeq and is a predicted model, not a curated record.